CCGGAAGGAGAGAGGGCGGAGCGCCCCUCAGCUGGGACAUUUAAACGGCGCAGAGCGGCGCGGCGGGGGAGCGCGGCGGCCGAAGAAUGCUUACGCCAGGCUUGUGCAAAAGCACCACAGCGGUCGAUUCCGAUCCUAUUUAAAUCAUGUUGCACAGAAGAUACAGCUGGAAGAGAGUGGCCUCAAUGACUCUAGUUCCGAUGUAGAACCCUCUGUGAAGAGAGGCAUGACGAGAGAAGCUCUGGCAAGAAAUGGCUUGAAUGCACCUAGCUAUUCACCAAUCAAGACAGCCCAGUUGGAGCAGCUUGUGCUUGUAGGAUCUGAGAAACUGAAUGAAGAUAAAACCCAAGGCUUUGCUAACAGAUGGCCUCAUAAAAGCGAUCCCAGCAUUGACCGAGAUGGAGACCUUGAGCGAGAGGAAGAUUACCAGGUAAAACAGCCUGGAGCUGAAGCGGACUUGUUAAAAGUGAGUGAUGCCUUGGGUGGGAGAGGAAUAUCGAACAGUCUGAGGCCAGGCAUUUCUCUGCUGAAAUCUUCUGGGUCUGAAGAAAAGGAUGAAGAGGUGGUAUGGAAGAACAAACAUAAGAAAAGGAACCCGUGUCCUGCCAACCUGGACAAAGCGGAUGAGCACUUGACUGCUGAGCAGUUUAGUAUGGAUUUGCCUUCAGCCAAUGCCAGGAAAACCAGUCAUUUGUCCACUGGUCAAAUUCAAGGUGGAGACAAGAGAAGUUUUGCAAGAACCAGAAACAACUCAGAAUCAACCAGAGUUCCCCAGAACUUCGAUAGGAAGAGGCAACUCUCUGAAUCACAGGCAGAAACAAUGAACAAUUCAGACUGUCGAAUAAACCCUAAAAAACUGGGACCUCCCAGAGGAGAGCCCCAUGCUGCUGCUUCGACACCAGGGGAUAGGAAGAAUCGGAGUAAACCCAUGAGAGGGAGGAAGAAGAAUGUAUUUGAAGCCUACAUGUCAAGGGAAGAUGUUGCAGCAGGAUUGAAAAGGGGAGAGCUUAUCCAGGGAGCCCUGAGAAUAAAUCCUAAAAAAUACCAUGAAGCCUUCAUUCCAUCUCCAGAUGGGAUUCGUGAUAUCUUUAUCGAUGGCAUGGUUGCUCGUAACAGAGCCCUAAAUGGUGACAUAGUGGUCGUGAAACUGCUUCCCAAGGAGCAAUGGAAGGUAAUAAAGCCAGAUGGCAAUGACAAAGAAACAGAAGUGACACAUGAAUCAGAUGUCCCCGAGGAGCUGUUGGGGACUUGCCUUCCUCGAGACUCAGUGAAAGGAGAUGCUGAUAGUCCGGAUGUCAUUAUAGAGGCUCAGUUUGAUGAUAAUGAUGCAGAGAAUGGACAAGAGAGCUCCCAGAAUGGACUGGCUGAUGGCAUUAAGAAACUUGCUGUGGAUACCAGUGAAAAGGAGAUUGGUUGUGCAAAGCAAGAAGAUGUCUCCAAGGUAAAUGAUCCAAAGCUUCUUCCAGAGAAGUUUCUUCAAAGGACAGCAAAGGUGGUCUGUAUCUUGGAGAAGAAGCAUUCCAGAGCAGCUACGGGCUUCAUUAAACUGCUGGCAGACAAGAACAGUGAACUCUUCAGGAAGUGCGCCAUGUUCUCACCUGUGGACCACCGAGUACCUAGAGCCUAUGUGUCUCUGGCAGAAUGCCCUCCUGACUUCAUGAUCCAGCCUGAGAACUACUCCAGUACACUCUUUAUCUGUCGCAUUGUGGAUUGGAGGGAAGACAGCAACUUUGCAUUUGGGCAAAUGGCCAAAAGUCUCGGGCAGGCUGGUGAGAUUGAGCCUGAAACAGAAGGAAUCCUGAUGGAGUACGGUGUGGAUUUCUCUGACUUCUCCCAAGACGUUCUGGAAUGCCUUCCCCAGAGCCUGCCCUGGACCAUCCCACCAGCAGAGUUGGCCAACAGAAGAGAUUUAAGGAAAGAAUGCAUCUUCACCAUUGAUCCAUCAACUGCCAGAGACCUUGAUGAUGCCUUGUCCUGCAAAGAACUUCCUGAUGGAAACUUUGAAGUGGGUGUUCAUAUCGCAGAUGUGAGUUACUUUGUUGUGGAAGGAACCGCGCUGGAUCACGUGGCCAGUGGAAGGGCAACUAGUGUCUAUCUAGUGCAGAAGGUCAUCCCUAUGCUCCCCAGACUGCUCUGCGAGGAGUUGUGCAGUCUCAAUCCCAUGAAAGACAGACUGACGUUUUCUGUAAUGUGGAGAAUGACUCCAGAAGGCAAGAUCCUUGAUGAAUGGUUCGGGCGAACAGUUAUCUGCUCCUGCGUGCAGCUGAGCUAUGACCAUGCACAGAGCAUGAUUGAAAAUCCUAGGAAGGUUUUUGAGACAGAAGAGCUGCCUCCCAUUUCUCCCCAACACCCCAUCGACGAAAUUCACCAAGCUGUCCUGAACCUCCAUCGAAUCGCCACACAUCUGCGCAAGCAGCGCUUCGUUGAUGGUGCUCUUCGUUUAGACCAGCUCAAGCUCUCGUUUACAUUGGACAAGGAAAGCGGGAUGCCUCAAGGCUGUUAUAUCUAUCAGUAUCGGGACAGCAACAAGCUGGUGGAAGAAUUCAUGCUGCUAGCGAACAUGGCGGUCGCCCAUCAGAUCUACCGCUCCUUCCCACAGCUGGCUUUGCUGCGCCGCCACCCGCCGCCGCAGACCAAGAUGCUGAACGACCUCGUGGAGUUCUGUGACCAGAUGGGGCUGGUGAUAGAUUUCAGCAGUGCCGGGGCCCUGCAUAAAAGCCUGAAUGAAGUGUUUGGUGCAGACAGCUACGCGGAGGCCAGGAAAGAAGUGCUGACCAGCAUGUUCUCCAGGCCAAUGCAGAUGGCUCUUUACUUCUGCGCCGGCACCCUGGCAGACGAGAGCCUCUUCCACCACUACGCCCUGAACGUGCCGCUCUACACCCACUUCACCUCGCCCAUCCGCCGCUUUGCCGACAUCCUGGUGCACCGGCUCCUCUCCGCCUCGCUCGGCGCAGGACGCCCGCUCGGGAGGAGAAAGGAGGCCAUCCAGAAGCAAGCGGAACACUGCAAUGAUCGGAAAAUGGCUUCCAAGAGGGUGCAGGAGCUCAGCGCCGACCUGUUCUUCGCCGUCUUUGUCAGGGAGUGUGGCCCGCUGGAGUCCGAGGCAAUGGUGAUGGGCAUCCUGAGCGAGGCCUUCGACGUCCUGGUGCUGAGAUUCGGAGUUCAGAAACGCAUCUACUGCAACGCUCUGCCGCUGACCGGCUUCCGCUUUCAGAAGGUGGGGAAGAAGCCCGAACUCACGCUCACGUGGGAGCCCGAGAGCCAGGAGCCGGAAGUGACCUCGCAGACGAUCACCAUUUUCACCCUGGUGGAGGUCGCCCUGACGCCGGACAGCGGCCCCCUGAGGUGCAGCGGAGGACCCUAG
This is a messenger RNA of Pelodiscus sinensis (Chinese soft-shelled turtle), 3364 nucleotides long. NCBI's taxonomy places the organism in Eukaryota, Metazoa, Chordata, Testudines, Trionychidae. The record is from RefSeq and is a predicted model, not a curated record.